AUGAAGCCUCGCCACUUGCAAAUGAUUGCCAUUGGUGGUUCCAUCGGUGCUGGUUUCUUCGUCGGUUCCGGUUCCGCCCUCACCAAGGGUGGCCCCGGCUCUCUCCUCAUCUGCUUCCUCAUCGCCGGUGUCAUGAUCUUCAACGUUGUCUACGCUCUCGGCGAGCUUGCUGUCCUCUACCCGGUCUCCGGUGGUUUCUACACGUACUCUAUCCGCUUCCUCGACCCUUCUUGGGGUUUCGCCAUGGGCUGGAAUUAUGUCUUCCAAUGGGUCAUCGUCUUACCGCUCGAACUAACGGUCGCCUCCUUCACGGUACAAUACUGGAAUAAAGAAAUUAGCGUGGCCGUUUGGAUUACUGUUUUCUGGGUCUUCAUCAUCAUCAUCAACAUCUUUGGAACUUUGGGCUUCGCCGAGGAGGAAUUCUUCUCCUCGGCGUUCAAGCUCUUUGCUACCGUCAUCUUCAUGGUCGUCGCUGUCGUUCUUAUUUGUGGCGGCGGCCCUGAGGGCGGCAAGUACGAUGAAUACUGGGGCAACCGACUCUGGAGCGACCCCGGUGCGUUCCAGAACGGUUUCCGUGGUUUCUGCUCCGUCUUCGUCACCGCUGCCUUUGCUUUCUCCGGUACCGAGCUCGUUGGUCUGGCCGCUGCCGAAUCCGCCAACCCCGCCAAGGCCCUCCCUGGUGCCAUCAAGCAGGUCUUCUGGCGUAUCACCCUCUUUUAUAUCUUGGGUCUUACCUUCGUUGGUCUCCUUGUCAGCUCCACCGAUGACCGUCUUUUGAACUCCAGCAACCCUUACGCCGAUGGUAUUUCUCCUUUCGUCCUGGCUCCUUUCGAUGCCCAUCUUUAUGGAUACGACAGCUUCAUGAACGUUGUCAUUCUCGUUUCCGUCAUCUCCAUCGGCGUUUCUUGCGUCUACGGCGGCUCCCGCACCCUGACUGCCCUUGCCCAGCAGGGAUACGCCCCCAAAAUCUUCGCCUACAUUGACAGGUCCGGCCGCCCUCUCUAUUCCGUCGGUCUCAACCUUGCCUUCGGUGGCUUGGCCUACGUCCGUAUGGCCUCCUCCGGCGGUGUCGUCUUUGACUGGCUUCUGUCUCUCUCUGGUCUUGCCGCUCUCUUCACCUGGGGUUCUAUCUGCGCCGCCCAUAUUCGUUUCCGUUCCGCAUGGAAGGCUCAGGGCCACACUCUCGACGAGCUUCCAUUCCAAGCCAUCGGUGGUGUCCUUGGCUCUUGGCUUGGCCUCAUUCUGGUUGUUGUCUGCCUGGUUGCCCAGCUCUUCGUUGCUAUCUGCCCUCCUGGCAGCAACGGCUACGCCACUGCAGAGGAGUUCUUCAUUUCUUACCUUGCUUUCCCCGUCGUCCUUUUCUUCUGGGCCUGCGGUUACCUCUGGAAGCGCAAGGGCUUCUUGAAGCUCUCCGAGAUCGACCUCGACACCGGUCGCCGCGAGGUUGACUGGGACGCGAUUAAUGCCCACCGCGCCAAGGUCGCCGCCUGGCCCAAGUGGAGACAGGUGCUCAAUACCAUCUUUUAG
Messenger RNA from Colletotrichum spaethianum, 1527 nucleotides. RefSeq names its product amino-acid permease inda1. NCBI's taxonomy places the organism in Eukaryota, Fungi, Ascomycota, Sordariomycetes, Glomerellales, Glomerellaceae. The record is from RefSeq and is a predicted model, not a curated record. Gene Ontology annotation, molecular function: amino acid transmembrane transporter activity. The coding region runs from base 1 to 1527 and encodes 508 amino acids. Gene Ontology annotation, biological process: amino acid transmembrane transport. The transcript is spliced from 3 exons. Gene Ontology annotation, cellular component: membrane.